This is a messenger RNA of Dichomitus squalens LYAD-421 SS1, 2082 nucleotides long. Its product is annotated as WSC-domain-containing protein. Lineage: Eukaryota; Fungi; Basidiomycota; Agaricomycetes; Polyporales; Polyporaceae. The coding region runs from base 1 to 2082 and encodes 693 amino acids. The record is from RefSeq and is a predicted model, not a curated record. The transcript has 9 exons.
AUGCAUACUGCGCUGUGGACACUCGUCACCUUAGCUACAGUGGUCAGUGCUGAGCACUGGAUCUUCGGCGGCGUUAGACCGAUUGUUACGACCCGCCUUGACCCCGUCAUCAGCCCCAAUGCAAUCGGCUCGCACGUCCACUCGAUUGUGGGCGCAAGCCGCUUCCAGAACGUCUACGACCCGGCAGACCUCGUUCAGAGCAACUGUACCACAAUCCCUGUGCAGCCUGACAAGAGCAAUUACUGGGCGGAUCAGAACACGAGUCUAUUCACUCCAAUUCCAACAUCAUUCAAUAUCUACUACCUCAUGCGGCCAGGCCCGAUGACUGAGUCCAUCAAGGCUUUCCCCCCUGGCCUUCGUAUGGUCGCAGGAGACCCCAACAGGCGUUCAUAUAACGCUUCGGACUUUGCACAACAAGCCAUCAGCUUUGUCUGCUUGGACUUCAAUGCUGACCACUCGAACGAUCCCGAUUGGGAUGAGCGGCCGAACUUCUUCGACCACAACUGCCCGGACGGCAUGCGCGCCCAAGUGUUCUUUCCCUCCUGCUGGGACGGUGUCAAUCUCGACUCCCCCGACCACACGUCGCACAUGGCCUACCCGAUACAGAACUAUAACGGCGGUGACUGCCCUGACAGCCACCCCGUCCAUCUCGUCUCGCUCUUCUACGAGAUGUUUGUCUCUGUGGAUCAAUUCGACUUCUGGGGUAACGGCACAUGGGUACUCGCGAACGGCGACACGACCGGGUACGGACACCACGGCGAUUUCACGAACGGCUGGGACGUCGACCUCCUCCAGAACGCUAUCGACAACUGCCCGAACGCGACUGGAAACGUCAUGGACUGUCCGCCGCUCGCCGCUGCGAUGGACCAGGCCUCUGCGGAUGCUUGCGUGCUGGAGACGGAGAUCGUAGACGAGGACACCGGCUUCGAGACCCCACUCUCAGCCUUACCAGGCUGCAACCCCUUGUGGAACGGUACCGGGCUGCGAACGGAGUGUUUGAGCGACGCGGAGCUUCCGCAACUGAUCCCGGCACAGACCCCGCUUCCAACUAACUGGAGCAAGAUCGGGUGUAUCGCUGAGGGCACGGACGGGCGCGCGUUGAUUGGCGCCUCGACGACAAGUCCGAACCUGACCCGCGCGGCGUGCGUCGCGUUUUGUGAGUCGAAGGGCUUUGCGCUCGCAGGAGUUGAGUUCUCCGACGAGUGCUACUGCGACGACGAGCUGCGGAAUGGCGCGACGAACACCACGUUGAUAUGGAACGAGUGCACAAACCACUGCGCUGGCAACGCGACAUGCUCCUCUCACAACUUCACGAUCGCCGGUAUAGAAUUCGGUCGCGAAUGCUACUGUGGAAACGCGUUCGAGAACGGCGCUGGACAAGCGCUGGAUCCUGCGAGCUGCAACGUCGUCUGUGCUGGAGAUGCCUUGAGUACAUGUGGUGGCAGCUGGGCACUGAGCGCGUUCCAGUCCAACGCCACAGUUGCUCUCCAAUCGUCUGCAUCCUCUGCUGCACCCUCCACCUCCGCAUCUUUAGCGGUCUCGGUUCCCUCCGUGCCGAUCUCUUCCGCUUCCCCGACCUCCCCCGUGUCUUUCUCCGCCACCUCUACUCCUGUCUCUUCGGCCUCAUCCGUCGCUGGUUCCGCUACUCCCUCGAUCUCUGCAUCCACCUCCCAGUCUAUUGCUACAUCUGUUCCUGCGAGCUCCAGUGCUCCAUCAAACACCACGGUUGUUCUGCCGGAUGGAUGGGCCUCCAUCGGAUGCCGUCAAGACGACGUAUCGGGGCGGACACUCGAUAUGGACGCCUUCACCAGCGACAACAUGACGAUCCCUGGAUGUAUCGCGCACUGCGCCUCCCUGGGCCAUCCCGUGGCUGGCGUUGAGUACGCUCGCGAAUGUUAUUGCGGGAGCGCAUUCGUGAACGAUGGUGGCGCCGUCCUACCUGAUGACGCGUGCGACAUGGCAUGUAGCGGCGAUACGACGAGCAUCUGCGGUGGGCCUGGUGCGCUAUUCGCAUUCCAGGAUGUGAAUACCACGGCAGUUGCGCGACGCAUGUACAGGUCGAGGGGGUCUUACAAGCUGUGA